GAGUGUGAGAGGCGCGAUUGGAGAGAAAUUGAAAUGUCAGGACGUGGUAAGGGAGCCGGCAAAGCCAGAGCCAAGGCCAAGACCCGCUCCUCCCGUGCCGGGCUGCAGUUCCCGGUCGGUCGUGUCCACAGGCUGCUGAGGAAGGGGAACUAUGCGGAGCGUGUGGGUGCCGGCGCCCCCGUCUACCUGGCGGCUGUGCUGGAGUACCUGACCGCUGAGAUCCUGGAGCUGGCUGGAAACGCCGCCCGCGACAACAAGAAGACCAGGAUCAUCCCCCGUCACCUGCAGCUGGCCGUCCGCAACGACGAGGAGCUCAACAAGCUGCUGGGCGGAGUGACCAUCGCUCAGGGCGGCGUGCUGCCCAACAUCCAGGCCGUCCUGCUGCCCAAGAAGACCGACAAGCCCGGCAAGACCAAGUAGACCCGCAGACCCACCGACCGGAAACGGCCCCAAAACGGCUCUUCUAAGAGCCACACACCCGACUUGAAGAGCUCCCAACAGUAACUGCUCUGCCAAAACGCUAACAUUUCAUUUUGAUGAAACUGAUGGUUCGAGUGCAGACUGCAAAAAAAAGUUCCAGAAGUCAGAGGAGGACAGACAACAGGAGCACCUGCUGUUGACGAAGGUGUCGGCGUGUCUUCUGCAGCAUCAUCCGGUACAACACCAAGACCUGCACCCCAGAGCUCUGUGAGCCAGUUACUGCGAAGUUCAGCAGAGGAGGAACUGGCUAAAAUGACUGCAUGAGAGCUGCGUUUCCGCACAUUUGAAUGUUUCUGUGAUUACCUGGAUGCUGCUUUUUUCUUUCUGCACAUUUUAAUUUAUAUUUUGUUGAUGGUUCUUUGUGUUUGUAUUUUACAGUUUAUUUUUUGUAGCACUCUUUGGAUUAAUAAAGCAAUACAAAUAAUA
This is a messenger RNA of Scatophagus argus, 906 nucleotides long. RefSeq names its product histone H2A-like. NCBI's taxonomy places the organism in Eukaryota, Metazoa, Chordata, Actinopteri, Scatophagidae. The transcript has a single exon. Gene Ontology annotation, molecular function: DNA binding; protein heterodimerization activity; structural constituent of chromatin. Gene Ontology annotation, cellular component: nucleosome. Bases 34 to 420 code for a protein of 128 amino acids. The record is from RefSeq and is a predicted model, not a curated record.